This is a messenger RNA of Cryptotermes secundus, 7374 nucleotides long. RefSeq names its product voltage-dependent calcium channel subunit alpha-2/delta-3 (gene stj). The record is from RefSeq and is a predicted model, not a curated record. Gene Ontology annotation, cellular component: voltage-gated calcium channel complex. The transcript has 29 exons. NCBI's taxonomy places the organism in Eukaryota, Metazoa, Arthropoda, Insecta, Blattodea, Kalotermitidae. Gene Ontology annotation, molecular function: voltage-gated calcium channel activity. The coding region runs from base 154 to 3858 and encodes 1234 amino acids.
AGGAGGUGGGGUUGCUGACAGACCGAGAGAGACAGCCAGGCAGCCUUUCACAAUAGUCGCAGGUGAAAUCGAUACAGAUGGCAAGGAUAAAAACCGGGUUGGCAAUGGCGGAAGAAUAAAGCAGUCAUCUGAUAAUUCCAUCUUGUUAACACAAUGCACUUCCUCGUUAUACUGACAACGACCAUUCUUUUGUCGUCAUCUCCAAGCAGCCAAUCAUCCAAUCACGGCAGUCAAGAGAGAAUCAGCGUUUCAACGGUAAAUAACUGGGCUGGAAAACUUGGCGGAGAGCUUUGGAUUCUGGGCGAAUAUGUUACCAGCAGAGAGGAAAUUCAGAAGAGCUAUAAGACUGCCCAGGUGUAUCGGAAAGAUGGUAACACAAUAGCAAGAGAAAUAGCUAAUGACAUCAAGAAUAUGACAGACCUGAAAAUUAGUGCAGUGAAGCGGAUUAUGGAUUCGGCGGAAGCAACAGCCGUAUCGCAACAGGAUGAGGUCGUGACAGAAUAUGAGUACUACAACACCAAGACGUUGAGACCACCUGGAGAGCCUCUGGAGAAAGGAGGAAAAGAGAUGAUUCUUACCCCUAAUAAACAUUUCUACAAUAUCCCUGUCAACACGAGCCACAGUGCAGUGCAUGUACCCACCAACGUUUAUGACCAAGCACCAGAUAUUCUGAAGGCCAUCAAGUGGUCGGAGAAUCUGAACGAAAUUUUCAUUAGAAACUAUCAGGAUGACCCUUCAUUAUCAUGGCAGUAUUUUGGUAGUUCUUCUGGAUUCAUGAGGCAGUAUCCAGCCAUGCAAUGGAGAAACGACUCAGUGGAUCUGUAUGACUGUCGGACACGCUCGUGGUACAUUGAGGCAGCCGCAAGCCCAAAAGAUAUGGUUAUCCUGGUGGACAACUCUGGUUCCAUGACGGGAAUAAGGAAAGAAAUUGCUCGUCAUGUGGUCAGCAACAUCCUCGAUACACUUGGCAACAACGACUUUGUGAACAUAUUUAACUUCUCGGAAGAGAUUGACGAGGUUGUGCCAUGUUUCAAGGAUGUGCUGGUUCAGGCAAACCUCGCCAAUGUCCGAGAAUUCAAACAAGGAAUGAAAGAUCUGCACACUGACAAAAUUGCUAAUUUCUCAGCAGUUCUUAUUAAGGCAUUUGAAUUACUGCAACAGUACAGAGAAACAAAGCAGGGAGCUUGCUGUAACCAGGCAAUCAUGCUUAUCACUGAUGGAGUCCCCUACAACUACAAGGACAUUUUUGAAGAAUACAAUUGGAAAAAUAGUGAUGAAAUGCCAGUUCGUGUCUUCACGUAUCUUAUUGGCCGAGAAGUAACUGAUGUCCGAGAAGUCAAAUGGAUGGCUUGUGCAAAUCGGGGAUACUAUGUACCGUUAAGUACGUUAGCUGAAGUGAGGGAGCAAGUGCUGCACUAUAUACCUGUCAUGGCCCGUCCACUUGUGUUAACGAAGACAGAACAUCCUAUUAACUGGACACCUGUUUACGCUGAUAUAACAGAUCCAAAAAUGACGGAUUGGCUGUGGGAAAAGAGGGAGUGUUCAGAACAGAAAGAAAUAUAUGAAAUAUAUUACAGGGACAGGUUUCGUAGCAAGCACAUAAGCAACGAAGAACACGACCGAAGAUAUGUGCAGAAGAUAAGAAGGGCACAGGACAAUGAUGAAGACAGUGAGGAUUACCAGAAAUACCAGCUCAUGACCUCCGUCUCAAUGCCCGUGUUUGACCAGAGGGAGAAUGCGAACAUCACUGAAUGGAUUCUCAUAAAUGAGGCGAUUUGGGUUGAAAAAAUAAGAGAGACAAGAAUUGCACAUCUGUUGGGUGUGGCAGGCACAGAUGUUCCAAUACAGGAUAUCCAGAAGUUGAUGGUGCCACAUAAGUUGGGAGUAAAUGGAUAUGCCUUUGUAAUCACAAACAAUGGUUACAUACUGACACAUCCUGACCUCCGCCCAGUGUUCCAGGGUAUUCUCAAACCCAGUUACAACAGCGUGGACAUGGCAGAGGUUGAACUAGUGAAUGACCGCAGAGAAGCCAGGGAUUUCAAUCCAAAACUGCGUGAAUUCCGAAGUGACGUUAUUAAUCAGAGUACUGGGGCAACCACUCUGGAUGUCAAGUACCAUUUUGAUGAUAUGAAACGUGCCUCAUAUACAAAACGCCAUUACUAUUACACUGGCAUUGAUAACACUCCAUUCACACUGGUUGUUGCACUGCCUGACCACUAUGGCUUAGUGUCUGUGAAUGCCCAACUAGAGAUUCGCCGGCAAUAUGCAGAAGGGGUUAAUGUAUCACAAUUCUUCCAAGGAGACAAUUGGAGAAUUCACCCUGACUGGAUAUAUUGCAAAUACCAUUAUGAUUCAGAACAUGAGUUUCCUUCACCAGAAGCAGAAUUUCGUCAUUUUCUGGUGAGAACAGGAAAUCCCAACUGGAAAUGGUUGAGCAAGCGUUCUGUUACACCUCCUGAACAUGUCGAGCAGUCUAACACAUCUGGGGGAAAAUCAGAAAAAUUGGACAAGGACUCAUAUUUCUGUGAUCGUGAACUGUUUCUGUCUUUGAUAUUUGAUGGUCGAGCAACAAAAGGGUUCUCUAGUAGAAACUUGAGUUCCAAUCAAGAAUCCAAGAAGGAGUUUCAGCAGAGGCUUGGUGUUACAAUUGCAUUUGUUGCAACUCAUAGUGGACUCACCAGAUGGCAGGAAUUACCUGGGGAGGAGAACAGAGAACAACUGCGAUUUGGUGACAUACACAACCGAGCAAUAGAUGAAAUAUGGUACAAGAGAGCUGUUGAGCAGCAUUAUGUGGAAGAGGACAGUUUUGUGUACUCUGUACCAUUUGAUGAUGGAGAAGGUUAUAGGAAUGAUACAUUAGUGACAGCUAGCCAUGCCAUUUUCAGUCACAAGUCACAGCCUGAAAACAAGUACCCAGUGGCUGUGGUUGGGUUUCAGUUUCGACACAUGUCACUACAUGCACUCUUCAAGAACAUCACCAGUACUUGUGAAAACUGCCGUUCGACUUGCGACUCAGAUGAGCUGGAGUGUUAUGUGCUAGACAACAAUGGCUACAUUAUUGUGUCAGAGUCACUCAAGGACACAGGAAAGUUCUUUGGAGAAGUUCAAGGUAAUAUCAUGGAAAUGAUGGUUCAAGAGGACCUGUACAAGAGAAUACGAGUGUUUGACUAUCAGGCUGUUUGCUUCAGAGAGGAUGGCAUAAAGAAUAAAGCACCAUUCCUACUUACACCACUGAACCAUCUGAAGUGGAUGCUGGAGUGGUUUGUUGGUAAUAUAGUAUGGCUGCUUCUGGAGGGUAACUUGAAGUGCCUGGGGCACCUCAGUUGGGCAUUUUCUUCCGAAGAUGAUUAUCAUGAUGGCUCUUAUAUACCUACUGAUACAACGUUUGUGGAGGAUUCAGAGGAACAGAAUAUGAAGCCCACAGAACCUCCAUAUGAGAAACUACAGAUUAACAGGACACGUCCUGAGCCAUGUGACAUGGAGAUGGACUUGUACAAAUUGCAGUAUGAUAACAAUCGAGUAUUUGGUAAGAAGGCAGAAGAAGGGUGUGCCAGGCCAUUUGUUGUUCAAAAGAUAAACUUCAGUAAUAUGGUUCUAGUGGUAGUGGAUACACUGUGCCCAUUUCUGGAAGAGAAGAAACUCAGCAUAGCGCCGACUGAAGUCAAAUACAAUCAUAGCCUGGCAUGUUUCAAGGUACACACAGGUGAUCUCCCUCGGAAAAGACCAAAAUCUUGCAUACGGGAGCACCCUAAGGAAAAAGAGAUUGAACUGUGUGGGCACGGCACACAGGUCGAAGAUAGCAUCCUGCCAGUUCUGCUUUGUUGGCUGAUAACUUUCCUCCUUGGUGGCAAGCACUAGCUGCAUCUUGGAGCGGACUUCAAAAUAAUGACUGUGAUAUGAUUAUAGAGGUACUAGUCCUUACUGUGCCAUACUGGCCAAUUCCAAUUUUUAAAAAUGUGAAGGACUCAUUGCUGAAGGGAUUGUACUUUAUAGACACAUCUCUGAGAACACAUCAGCUAUUAAUCCUUUGAAAAAUAGUGGUUACUGUAUGUACCAUCUGCUUUAAUGUUACGGAAACUCUGUAUUUUGCCCAUGGAAUGUAUUUAUGUAUUUCUUUUUAUUCUCAGAACAGCGAUGAUUAUCCUGAAGAGCAUUAGCUGGUUGGUUUCUGUAAUGGAAAUACAGUGUAUGAGAUUUCAGGUCCUCAUAGUGUUAUCAAGGGUACAGGUCUCUUCUAUGUUAUGCUUUGUAGUUUGGUAGUGGGUACCAGAGUUACUGAAAAUAGAGGGAAAAGAUUCCUUCCAGUUCCCUUCUACCAAACUCCAUCGCGGCAUAUCCUAGGAGACUAUAAUCUUGAGACACAGCUUGUUUUCUGUGAGGUAGAAACAAUUUUUACAUAUUAUUUACAUUAUUUUUUGUCUUUAAAGGGUUAGGCUUUAAGUAUAUGUUUAGUAACAUCUUUAUAACAUCUGUGGGAGUUUGGCAGGUGAACAGUAUAAACUUUGUCAUCAGUGCUGCUCUCACAGCCAACAUGUGUUUCCUGUAUGUCGUACAUCUGUUAACCAGGUUACUGUCGGUAUAACCUCUUUUAACCAGCUCUAUUUUGUAAUCUUAGAUUUUCUUACCUGGUGUUGAUCGAGAGACAUCCAUUUAAUUAUAAUCAGCAUUUCAGUAUACAUUGCACUUGCCAUUAAAGUAAAGACUCAUCUUUGUAGCUGCUGACAGCACUGGUCACCAAAAUGCAAAUACAACUUUAUAAGUAAAAGGGCUCAAAUCUUCCACUGGUUUGCUGGAUUUCUGCAGCAGUGUGCCAUAAAUGUUUCCUCCUCCUACAAGAAUGUCCUUUGGUAUUUCUACCAAUAGGUUUUUCUCAAAUGUUUACAUAAUAUGGGCAUUUACUGACAUGAAGGUUUCUGUUUUGGAGUUGGUUAAAAGAGGUUCUGCUGUCUGCAUAAUAAUUUUAUGUUAAAAAUAAACAUGGUUGUAUUGGUUGUGACAUUGGCAGCUGAAGUUGUCUGCUAAAUAGAAAGAAACAGAUAUUUUUGGAUUUUUAUCUAGAAGUAUCCAAAAUCAGAGGUUACAAACUUGUCAGAAGGGGGACAUUGUAUUGUAUUGUAUUGUAUUUUAUUUUCAUCCGUUUUGCUACAUAGUAACAUUUGGACACGUUGCCAGUCACGUUGAAAGGCAUCCAUAUUCAUAUGUUACCAUGCCAACAGUGUUGCCUGAUGUAUAUGUGUGAGUGUAUGUGUGUGUAUAUGUAUGAGGGUUUUUCAAUUGACAUAAUCUUUCCAGUAGCAUUAUGGCCUUGGGGUCAACUCAGCCUCUAACAGAAAUGAGUACCAGGUCUCUCCCUGGGGGUGAAGUGCGGCCAGCACGCGAGGCUGACGUCUCACAACCCUAUGGGUCUUCACAGCCUGUUACAGGGAUAGCAUUACCUGUAUAUAUAAUGUUCAGUUUUUACAGAGGAUUCCAUUGAGAAAGUUGACUCAAGUGGUAAUGCUUCUGACCUGUGUUUGAGGGGUUCCCUAUUUAAGUAUUUGGCAGAAGAGUGAUACUGUAGUUACUGGAUAAUAUUUGAUGACAAAGUACCUUGCACUAGGUACUGACCCAAUAUACCAUGGCCCAGUGGGGAACUCACCUUCAUAUUCAGGAGACUGCAGGUUCAAAUCUUAGAUCACAGACUGCUUGUCAUGACAGGUUUUUCAAGGCUUUCCUCAGCACCUCCAGGUAAAUGCUGUGAUGGUACCUUGAAUUAGGCAACAACCAUUUCUUCCUACAGCCUUUCAAAUUCAUUAUUUGUUAAUUUUAUCAUCAUUCAAUGUAAGUAUAGUCUGGGUGGGUGACAUCAUUGGUAAAUAAACCAUAAAUAAACAAAUUUAAUUUUUUGCUGGUAUCAUGUUUUGGUUGACAUGUCUAUCUCAUGCUGCACCUGAGACUAAGAGACUGAGAGCAUGUUUAAGUCAAGAAUUGGAGUGGGAAAUCAGAAUUCUCAAAAUACUUUUAUAAAUGGCCCACACAUUCAGUGAGACCUAUCAGAAGGGAGAAAUGUACAGACUAUGUUUCAGACUUGGCUGUUCACAACAGAAUGUGCAGUAGAUUUGGCUGGGUCCAUAGUAGAUGGGGACAUUCCUUUUGGCUGGUUAAAAUGAUUCCACCAUAAACCACUACUGAUUUCCAGAGCUACUCAUAGCUACCUUGCUACAGGUAGUCUCAGGGGGGAGAAAAAGAAUGGAGGGGUGGAUGAGGUGGUGAUGACCUUGACUGGUCAAAGGAAAUGUCCUGAACUUCACUGAGAUAUUCCAGCAGGGUAUGUCUUUACAUGUCAUGUCUUUCCUGGUCAUGUAAACCUACCACUGAAAGGGUUGACAGCUGACAGUCAAAAGUUGAGGUCCAUCUUGUUUUUACUUCAUGCUUUUAAUUAUACAUAAUAUAAGUUUAAGAUUAUCUGAAUCUGAAGUAAUUUUCUGUGAAAUAUGAAAAGAGAAAAAUUAUAAUGUUAAAAUGAUUUUUUUAAGUGUUUCUUUAUGAGACAGUAAAUUGGUUGUGACCUCUGCUUCUAACAGUAUGAAGAUGUUGGUUUUUGCAGAGAAUUAUGGUUAAAUGAAGAAACAAAAAUGUAUUUACCUCUGAAUGUCUGUGCCCAUGGUGAACCUAUUGUUUUAAUAGUUACAGAGGGCAUAGCAAUUGUCUGAAGGUACAAAAAGUUGAUGAUAUUAAAGUUUAUCUUGGUAAGUUUCUGAAAUAAAUUAUAGGACUAGUUUGUUAUUUCUCAGCUGACAUAAAGUUGAACUAUAGAAACUGCUGAACACUAAACAUUAAUCCAAUGUAUUUAUUCUAUGCAUCCUGUUGUGUAUAUAUGAUAUUAUGAUUUUUGUGCUCUCAGAAACGUUUGAUCAUUGUACAAAAAAAAAAAGAUUGAGAUCAAGUGAAAUUAACGAGUCAAUCGGUAUAUUAUAUUAAUCACACUAUAUGUUUCGGUCUCUUUUGACCAUCAUCAGGUAUGUAUGAAUAAAAUCAAUAAAUAUACAACGUUUAUGCUGAAUUAUAUGAUAAGGUGGAUCUAUUUUUCAGUCAUAAAAUUAAAAGUUUUGUAUAUGUUAAGGGUUGAAUAUAUGAAGAUAUAUUUGCAAUGAUAUAAUUAUUAAAAUUUAUAAAAUGUUGAUAUAUAUAUAUAAACAUGUAGCCAAGAUGGUGGUCAUAGUGUGCUAUGUUGUGUUCAUUUGCGGGGGGGGACCACGUGGUUGUAAAUUUUAGUUUAAAUUAUGUGUAUAGUUCUUAUAAAGGAACUUUAAUUGGAACUAGUAAGGAGGUUAGUCUAGAAGUAAAUGCAGAGGAAGGAAGUAUAUGUUGCUGUCUUGUCACCAUAGUGCAGGG